ACCAGCCCUCGAUACUGUCUCUACUCUACAUCUCGCAUACAAUCCGCGUCGCUCCUUUGACCGCAAUCUUCCACCACAUCCGCUCCCAGCUAGACAAAGAAGUCGCGGCUUUUACUAUCUCAACGCUCUUUUUGUUUGCCGACAGCAGCCAUGGCUGACAUCCAAUUGCCUAUGCCAAUUCCUCCGAGGACUCCUACAACAUCCGACGACGAAAUGGAUCCUGAAAUGGCAGAGUCGGGCUUGCGCAUCAAGCACGCAUACAACGAGUCUCCUGUCAGAUCUCGUCUUUCGGGCUCAUUCGACCGACUCUCUUCUUCACCUCCGGACACUGCGAGCACUUCAAUGAACACCGGUCGUACCGAUCUGAUAUCACCCACCUUCUCCCUCACAACACCUGCCGACCCUUACAGCCCCUUCACGCCCAACACCGUCAUCAGCGAAGCAGACGAGUCUUCAGAGAAAGAGGAUGAGCCUCCAGUUGCCGCAAACCCAUUCAACUUUACCACCCAGCAAUACUCUGCUGCCCUCUCUCCCGCGAAGCCUGACAUCAAUGUUGGCAAACGUCGUGGUCACAAAUACAAGCACUCCAGUGUUUCCCACCAAAUCUUCAUCGAACCCGCUCCUCGCGCCCCUCUCCAAUUACCUGCUUCCCUCCCUGUUCCCACACGCAAUGAGGUCCAACACAGCAUGACAUCCAACCAAAAGGCCCGCCUAGCAUGGUGUUUCUGCCACUUUUUGAUCGCUGGAUAUGUUCAAUGGAGUGCUUCGGGUUCUCUUGCCAUGACCGCCCUCUCUCGUCUACUUUUCUUCGAUGCUGCUGGUGCUAUUGCUUGUGUCUUGGUCGAGACCAUGGGAAACUUUGAAGUCUGGAAGCGCUCCAGUGUCAAGCAUCCUUUUGGCCUUGAGCGUUUGGAUGUGCUCGUAGGCUUCGGCCUUGCGGUCUUCAUUGGCUUCAUGGGUCUCGAUGUCUUGUCACACGGUAUUCAGCACUCUCUUGAAAACCUUGGGUCUCACGUCGCCCACUCUUCUCAUACCCACCGUCGCAUCUCAGCUGGAUCUGUUGAUGUCGCCGCUUUACUUGCGAUCGUUGUCACCCUCAUCUCCGCUGUCGUGCUCAAAAAUCACGCUCGCAUUGGCAAGGCUAUGCGUUUUGAUUUCAUUGCAUGCUGGGGUACUGUCUUGAGUAACCCCAGCCAUCUUAUCACUCUAUCCUGCUCUACACUCCUACUUCUGCUGCCCCUACUCAGUAUCCAAGCCUACAAGUGGUUUGACGCCGCCAUGUCUUUCGCUAUCGCAAUUGCCAUGAUCGCCAUUGGCGUCCGCCUGGGCACCUCCCUAUCAUCCAUCCUACUCAUGUCUUACUCCGCACCUGCUGGCAGCGCGACAGUCAAAGACGUUAUCUCCGAAAUCGAAAACGAUAAAUCCGUUUCAGCCGUUCAGGACGCCAAGUUCUGGCAAGUUCACUACGGACUAUGCAUGGCCAACUUGACUCUGAGAUAUAGAGCAGCUGACUAUGGUCUUGAUUUGGCCAAAACGAGAGAAAGAAUUUCAAGUCUUGUACGCAACAGGCUUGGUGGAGGUUACGGAUCCGGCGGCCUCAAAUGGGAGGUUUCGAUCCAGCUGAUAUCUGAGAGGGAUUAGACAAUCCUCUCCUAACUCCUAACGACCCUUACUGAAUUACGGCACGAAUUAUGUACAUUUUUAUAUCCAUAUUGCAUGAAAUGAGAAAUGCUGAACCAC
This is a messenger RNA of Aureobasidium pullulans EXF-150, 1740 nucleotides long. RefSeq lists its product as uncharacterized. Bases 151 to 1641 code for a protein of 496 amino acids. Gene Ontology annotation, molecular function: zinc ion transmembrane transporter activity. Gene Ontology annotation, cellular component: Golgi apparatus; membrane. Gene Ontology annotation, biological process: zinc ion transport; intracellular zinc ion homeostasis; transmembrane transport. NCBI's taxonomy places the organism in Eukaryota, Fungi, Ascomycota, Dothideomycetes, Dothideales, Saccotheciaceae. The record is from RefSeq and is a predicted model, not a curated record. The transcript has 2 exons.